Molecule: messenger RNA, 2733 nt
Organism: Ananas comosus (pineapple)
Lineage: Eukaryota; Viridiplantae; Streptophyta; Magnoliopsida; Poales; Bromeliaceae
Product: protein CHROMATIN REMODELING 19
Exons: 12
Coding region: 179-2431 (750 amino acids)
Cellular component (GO): nucleus
Molecular function (GO): ATP binding; ATP-dependent chromatin remodeler activity; DNA binding
Source: RefSeq, a predicted model, not a curated record
CCGUUGACCGGCUCAAGAAAAGAAAUCGACCGUCGCUCGCGAACUCGAACCGCCAAAUUCUCCCCCUUCUCCAUCUCCCUCCUCCGCGAUCCUUCUCCUCCUCCCUCUCCUCUUCUCCCGACUCGCGGAACCCCGAAACCCUAGCACCGCGCUCUUUCCCCUUGCCCGAUUCCCUUCGAUGAGGGGCUCCUUCGACGAGAUCUCCGACGACGAGUGGGAGAACCACAGCUUCAAGCCCUCGCGGAUCCUCAAGAAGGCCCGCACCGCGCCCACGCAGAUCGAAUCCUUCGCCUACCGUUCCCAAACCCUAGCAAAACCGUCCGCUAAUGGAGCCGCGGUAGUUUCGGACGAUGAUGACGAGGACGAGGAGGAGGUGAGAGCGUCUCGGCCGCCGAGGAGCAGUAGGAGCCGGCGCUUCGUCCUGGACGAGGAUAGUGAGGAGGUGAUCGGGGCCCGAUCGGAGGAGGAGGAAGAGGACGAGGUCCAUUGGUCCGAGUUGGAAGAGGAGGAGGACGAGGAGGAGGAGAAAGAGAAAGAGAAAGAGAAAGAGAAAGAGAAAGAGAUGGAACUAGUGGAAGAGGAGGAAGUCGAUGUUGUUGGCAAAGCUCUGCAGAAGUGCGCCAAGAUAUCUGCGUCGCUGCGGCAGGAGCUGUAUGGUUCCUCUGUGCGAGAUUGCGAGAGGUAUGCGGAAACCGAAGCUGCUUCUUGUAGAAUUGUGACUCAGGAAGACAUUGAUGCGGCUUGCUCUACAGAAGAUUCUGAUUUUCAGCCUAUUCUGAAGCCUUAUCAGCUUGUCGGUGUUAAUUUCCUUCUUCUCUUGUACCGAAAAAACAUAGGUGGAGCUAUUUUGGCUGAUGAAAUGGGGCUCGGAAAGACAAUUCAGGCCGUCACGUAUCUCACCUUGCUGCAGCAUUUAGACACGGACCCAGGCCCUCACCUUAUUGUCUGCCCAGCUUCUGUAUUAGAAAACUGGGAAAGAGAAUUAAAAAAGUGGUGUCCUUCAUUUUCUGUCAUUAUGUUUCAUGGAUCUGGAAGAGCAACGUACUCAAAGGAGCUAAGCUACUUAGGCAAAGCUGGUCUCCCACCUCCAUUUAAUGUGCUACUUGUUUGCUACUCGCUUUUUGAGCGGCGAAGUGCGCAGCAGAAAGAUGAUCGUAAAGUGUUGAAGCGGUGGCGGUGGAGUUGUGUUUUGAUGGAUGAAGCUCAUGUAUUGAAAGAUAAGAACAGCUUUCGAUGGAAGAACCUAAUGUCUGUUGCACAAAGUGCACGUCAGCGUUUGAUGUUGACAGGAACACCGCUACAAAAUGAUUUGCAUGAGUUGUGGUCAUUAUUGGAAUUCAUGAUGCCUGAUAUAUUUUCAACUGGGGAUGUUGACUUGAAAAAGCUUUUGAAUGCAGAAGAUAGUAAUCUGAUAUCACGUAUAAAAUCUAUUUUAGGGCCGUUCAUUUUGAGGCGCCUGAAGUCUGAUGUUAUGCAGCAACUAGUUCCGAAAAUACAAAAUGUGAAGUAUGUUUUUAUGGGCUCAGAACAGGCUAAAGCUUAUGAUGAUGCCAUAAAUGAAUAUCGUGCAGCUUCACAAGCUCGUAAUGCAAGUGCCUCAACAGGAAUUUCCAAUACUGUUAUUGGUCUUCUUCCAAAACGCCAGAUUUCAAAUUAUUUUGUGCAGUUCCGCAAGAUUGCAAAUCACCCUUUAUUGGUUAGGCGUAUUUACCAUGAUGAGGAUGUUAUUCGAAUAGCGAGAAUGCUGUAUCCAAAAGGUGUAUUUGGCUUUGAAUGUACGUUGGAAAGAGCAAUUCAGGAGCUUAAGAACUAUAAUGAUUUUGCAAUUCACCGGCUCUUAAUUUCAUAUGGUGAGACGGGUACAAAGGGUGCCUUAACAGAUGAACAUGUCCUGGGAUCAGCAAAAUGUCAGGCUCUAGCUGAGCUCUUACCUCUUUUGAUGAAGGGCGGGCAUAGAGUCUUAAUAUUCAGCCAAUGGACAACGAUGCUUGACAUUCUUGAAUGGACAUUGGAAGUAGUAGGGGUUACUUACAGACGUCUUGAUGGGAGUACCCAAGUGAAUGAAAGACAAACUAUAGUGGAUACCUUCAACAAUGACCCUUCUAUCUUUGCUUGCUUACUUUCUACAAGAGCUGGAGGCCAGGGGCUAAACUUGAUUGGAGCUGACACAGUUAUCAUACAUGAUAUGGAUUUUAACCCACAGAUGGAUCGGCAGGCGGAAGAUCGGUGUCAUCGUAUUGGCCAAGUAAAACCUGUCACUGUUUACAGGCUAGUAACAAAGGACACCGUCGAUGAAAACAUAUAUGAAAUUGCUAGGAGGAAACUAGUGUUAGAUGCUGCAGUGCUCGAGUCUGGAGCAGAGCUGGAUGAUGACAAUGAUGUGUCUGAGAAGACUAUGGGGGAGAUUCUAGCAUCUCUUCUUCUUGUGUGAAAUUUCCCCACCAUCAGUAAGUUCGAAGGUAUUUGAUCCUUUAAGCUACAUUGAUCCUUCGAUAUGGGUUUUUUGGUUGAACAUUUUUUGCAUGAUUCUUGGGGCAGUACGUUUUGGUCGCUAUCUUCCCCAGAAUGUUUAGUUUAUUAGUGGUUGUUGGCAGUGAUUUAAUUAUCACUUCGGUCGCUAGAUUGGUUGGUGGGAAUUUUGUUUGCUCUGUACUGAUUUAGGGAUUAAGAAAUUGUAAAAACUUGUGCGAGUUACUGAAACCCUCGGUGAAACAAGUUUGUUUGUUUUGUAGA